AUACUCUUGGAACACACGAGCCAUCCUUCUUUAUGUCGACCAACCUGCAGGAACAGGAUUCUCGGUCGGGCCGUUCGUAAACAAUGGCUCAUUUGAAGCUGCCGACGACUUGUACAUGGCCCUACAGGAAUUCUUCGCUGAAUAUACCCAGUAUGGAGGCAAAGAUUUCUACAUCACCGGGGAGUCAUAUGCUGGUCACUACAUACCUGCCAUAGCUCAUAAAAUAUGGCGUGAGAACACUAAAGGGAUCGAGCCUCAUAUCAACCUUCGUGGACUGGCAAUCGGGAAUGGAUGGAUGAAUGCCGCAAUCCAGAAAGACAUACAAAAGAAACUCGGAGUCGACAAGAAAUUCAAAGAUUGCUCGUUAUACGUUGGGAAGUUCUCAAUGGACCGCCUAGCACCCUUUGACACACUUCUGCCCGACUUGUUAGACGCUGAGAUCAAGGUUCUUUUGUAUGCCGGAGAUCAAGAUUACAUAUGUAACUGGAUUGGUUAUGAGCAUGUGGCGGAUGCGAUGGAUUGGCCAGGGCGUGAUGCAUUUCUCGAAGCUCCCCGUUAUGAAUAUGAGGAUGACGAUGGUACAUCUAUUGGUUUACUCCGCAGCAUCAGUUGGAAAAAAAAGGGAAUGUUCGGCUUCUUCCAAAUAUACCGAGCUGGACAUUUCGUACCCAUCGAUCAACCAGAAGCAGCUCAUCUCAUGAUCAGCGACUUUCUCGAUGGUACUCUCGGACGAUCUUCUAGUAGAGCCGUGAUGAGCGAAGGCAGCCCUGAGCUGUAG
Molecule: messenger RNA, 778 nt
Organism: Perkinsus marinus ATCC 50983
Lineage: Eukaryota; Perkinsozoa; Perkinsida; Perkinsidae
Exons: 8
Biological process (GO): proteolysis
Molecular function (GO): serine-type carboxypeptidase activity
Source: RefSeq, a predicted model, not a curated record